AGUGUGACAAUAUUCCAAAUUCACUCUCCUAAAACAAAAAAUAUAUACACACCAAAAGCUUUGUGAUGAAUCAGACGUAUGCUUUUCAUAUUAAUGAGGACAUAAAGCAUGGAGCACUGUUUUAGCUCACCAUAGCUAACCUUGUCUGUCCAUGCCUGUGAUUAUCAGCAUUACCGCAGAGAUGGGGUGUCAUGUCAUUCUGGGCGGACAUGUUGGUGGAGAAGAGAGCAGGAAGCUUUGACAGACAGCGAGCACCCGUCUCAUUUAGAUAGCAGAGCAGCUCAGAGUACAGCAACCACCAGACCACGAUGGAGCCCUGCGUCAAAGGUACACAGUGGAUGAUACUCAUUCUCCUCAUGCCACCAUUCAUUAAUGGCAACAUGGGUUGCCUUGAAGGUUGUUGGUGCAAAUCCUUUGGUCACUUCAACUGCAGCGACCGCAAUGGCAUAGAUGUGCUGCAGCAGCUGACUAUCCACACGUACACUCUGCUGCUCAACAAGGCAAACAUGAGCAUCAUUAAUGAGACGACCCUGGCAGAAAAGAGUCUUCUGAUGCGCUUUGGUCUCACCAACAGUCACCUGCACACCAUCCAUCCUUUGGCCUUCCGUGCAGCGCCUCAGCUCAAGUCAGUCAUGCUCACAGACAAUGAUCUAUCCACCCUUCCUGUUCGGGUGUUCAGUCCUCUCACCAUGGUGGAGGAGAUUUACUUAGAUGGGAACCAGCUGGAGAUCAUUGGUCCCGAUAUGUUUGAGGGACUCAGUGGGUUGCUGGUUCUGAGUCUGAGCCGGAAUAAGAUCAGAAACCUUCCCUCUGACAUGUUUGACGGACUUACCAACCUCUUUCUUCUGAACCUGGGUAGGAACAACAUAAAGAAGCUGGCUCCAACAAUGUUUCACUCCCUGACCAAACUUAAGCGGCUCCGGAUCUACCACAACGAGCUGGAGGUGUUGGAGGUGGGGAUCUUUGAUCGGCUUGUGAACCUCGAAGCGCUGAAUCUCCAACACAACCAGAUAAAAACUAUUCCACCUCGAGUGUUCUGGUCACUGGGGAACCUGAGAGAACUCACCAUGUCCUCCAACCAUCUUAAGGGUGUCCCUCACAAGAGCUUCUACAACAUGCCCAAGCUGAAAAAGUUCACAAUUUACAGCAACCCCCUGUUGUCUUUACCAGAGGAAUUGAUGGGCCACAUGCCGUACAUUACACAGUUUUAUCUGUACGAUACCCACCUCACCACUGUUCCUGGAAAUCUGUUCGCCAACAUGUCCGGUCUGCAGGAUCUGAGCUUUCAUUUAAAUGACUGGCUGAGGUACUUACCACCUGAUCUUUUCUGCUGUCUGCCAAAUCUUAAAAAGCUCUCCCUGAGAAACAACAGCCUUCAGGAUCUACAUCCUAAUCUUUUUUCCAUGCUAACCACACUGGAAACCCUCUACCUCCACAACAACAAAUUGAAGACCCUACCUGAGAGCAUUUUUCAGAAACUUACAUUACUUGUGACCAUUGAUUUGAAAAACAACAAUCUCAAUACACUUCCUGGAGAUAUUUUCUUGUCAAAUACAGAUUUGAAAGCUCUUACUCUGAGUGGCAACCCCUGGGAUUGUAGUUGCACCAUAAGAGGAUUUGCAAGGUGGAUCAGACAAAAUGAGCAUGUUGUUCUUGACAAAGACGACGCUAUAUGUCACAGUCCGAUGUACAACUUGCUCCGUGGUCUCCACUCUCUGCAUGAAGAUGAAUUCAAUGAUUGUGAUGACAACAGAGAUUACACUUCAGUCACUCCGAUAAAGAAAUCAACCACCUUAGAAACCACAACCUUCUCAGUGGAGGUUUACACCACAGCCUCCAGCCAGCCUGACAAAAGCACCAAAGCUUCACAUGUUUUUCAUGACAUGCUGGUGGUUGAACAGGGGCCUGCUUAUGUUCAUCACAACUUCCACAAUGGCUGGGUGUACGUGUGGUUUCUGCCCUUCGGUUCAGCUUUGGUUGGAUCCAUGAUGUUUUGUUUUGUCCUUCUUUUAGCCGUGGGUUUGGUCCUCAUUCUCGCUACCAUAUAUGGCAUCUAUCGUCUCGGCACAGCCAUGGACCAGCUGAAGGCUGGGUGUGCACAUUAGGAGGAAGCCUGGUACACACUUGAAGAUAAACGAUCCCUUUCCACAAGCAUUUCUUUCUAAAUGACUGCUGUAGUUUGCUGCCUUCAUUGCUAACGUGCUUUAAUGAUUUAGGAGACCUGAAACAGGCUUCAAAAGGUCAUACAUUAAGUUCUUGUAUUGUAAAAAGUAAAAACAGAUUUACAAAGUGUGCUAGAAAAACACAUGUAAAGUAAGGAAAACAUGAAUAUAGCUGGUUGCUCAUGUAAAGAUACAAAUAACAAAAGAAUUUUGAUCAAAUCUAUUUAUGUCUUUGGUUGUUUCAUGGCUAUUCAAUAAAAUUUGUUUAAUUUCUCCCCCUUACCCGUUUUUUUAUCUGUAUGCUUUUUUUAUUUUUCAUUUAGCAGUUUGCAUGUUAUUAUAUCAAUCACAUGUAAAAGGUCUAAUAAAGCUAACCACAUUUGACUACCAAGUAUUCAUAAUCUCCAAAGCAGAACUGAAUUAUUGCAUUACCUUUUUAUCAAGAAAUGAACUACCAGAAACAAGAGAUGAAAGAAAUAAAAAUUA
This is a messenger RNA of Fundulus heteroclitus (mummichog), 2648 nucleotides long. Its product is annotated as leucine-rich repeat-containing protein 15. The record is from RefSeq and is a predicted model, not a curated record. Bases 309 to 2105 code for a protein of 598 amino acids. Lineage: Eukaryota; Metazoa; Chordata; Actinopteri; Cyprinodontiformes; Fundulidae. Gene Ontology annotation, molecular function: protein binding. Gene Ontology annotation, cellular component: extracellular matrix. The transcript has 2 exons.